Molecule: messenger RNA, 1490 nt
Organism: Rubroshorea leprosula
Lineage: Eukaryota; Viridiplantae; Streptophyta; Magnoliopsida; Malvales; Dipterocarpaceae
Source: the annotation of a GenBank genome assembly
UCCCGGUCUCCAUGUCUCCAUGACCUUUUCCUACCCCUGCAAUACCCAUCACCUGCGAUGUUGUAAUUUCAAAUGGAAGCUCGCCGGAUCGCCGUUCUCUUCUCCCAUCUUUGUCCCACCGGUCCGGCCCCCAGGUUUUCGGGUUUUUCUGUUUCGGGUUGCGCCUCUGGCUCCGACAGUGAGCAGAAGCUGGAUGGUUCUGAUAAGGGGUGCUUACGAAGUGACUGUGUCUUUUGCCAGAUUAUACGUGGUGACGCCCCCGCUUUCAAGUUGUAUGAAGAUGAUAUGUGCCUCUGUAUUUUGGACGUGAAUCCUCUGAGUCAUGGGCACUCUCUUAUCAUUCCGAAGGCUCAUUUUUCUUCCUUGGAUGCGACUCAUCCAUCUGUGGUAGCAGCGAUGUGUUCAAAGGUACCUUUCAUCAGCAAUGCAAUCAUGAAAGCUACUGGUUCUGGUAUGUUCAUUUUUCUUUGCUGCUGUUAUAGCAUUCAAGUCUUGCUAUCUUUAUCACUCUAUGUUAUAGACUUCAUUGACUUUGUGCAGCGUGUGAAAUCUUCCACUGAUUAAUUGGAGAUUCAUGGCCCUUGGAAUGCAAUUUAUAUGACUUAAAGCGAAUUUCAAAAUAUAUUUCUCAUAACUACUUACUCUUUUUUAUUUAGGAAUAAAAAAUGAGAGGGUUUUAUACUGAUCACAACUGUUGCUUCUUAGAAAACUAUCCUUCUCAUUUAGUUCUCCCAUUAUGAGUACAAGACUACAUCCUUAACUUUUAUGUUCAUAUUGAUGAACAAGCUGAGUGACAUAAAGAGAGAAUCAUCAUGAUUAUGAUUAAUCCUCCAUUUGGUUCACUGAAAUGAUUUCAUGGAAAUUACGGGUAACAUUAUCCAUAAAUGUAUAAUUGAGAAACAAAGUACUUAAAAGAUGGGUAAAAGAUAUUCUUUUACCUCUUUCAGAAAAAUCAACUUCAUCGGAGAAGUUUUCUAAACUCUUCUCUUUUAUUUUUCUUUAACUGAAAAUAAAGGGUAAAAUAACCAUAUGUUAUGCUACCUAUAAUUUUCAAGUGAAUUUUCCUGUAAACCAAACAGACAAGUGUGAUGAUUAGAAACUCUAUUGGAUUGAACCAGAUCACUUUAAUUACCAAGUCGAUGACAAAGGUAACAUCUCCAUGAGAAGACUUAGAUGACAAUGUAUUUUCCACAGUACUGUUUAAGUACACCAAGUGAGGACCAUGUGAAUUUAAUUAACUAGAGGUAUUGGACUGUGCAGAUUCAUUCAAUUUAUUGGUUAACAAUGGUGCAGCAGCAGGCCAAGUUAUAUUUCAUGUAAGUAGUUGUUCUCUCCUUCAUUUUCUAGGUUCCAUUUUGUUUCUUGGGAACCAAUGAAGUAAUUGUUUAUUGACUUUCAAAGAUGAAAAUACAAUAAGAAAAGUAAAAAUCAUCAUGCCGGUACUGCAUAAGAAAUCAUUUAAAUACUUUUAAUGAAUAUAUUUUACAUGU